Molecule: messenger RNA, 498 nt
Organism: Trichomonas vaginalis G3
Lineage: Eukaryota; Parabasalia; Trichomonadida; Trichomonadidae
Product: ankyrin repeat protein family
Exons: 1
Coding region: 1-498 (165 amino acids)
Cellular component (GO): nucleus; cytoplasm
Molecular function (GO): protein binding
Source: RefSeq, a predicted model, not a curated record
AUGUUUAGACAAACUCCUCUUCAUAAUGCAGCAAGAAAUAAUAGUAAAGAAACAGUCGAACUUCUUAUCUCUCAUGGUGCAGAUAUCAAUGAAAAAGAUAUGUUUAGACAAACUCCUCUUCAUAAUGCAGCAAGAAAUAAUAGUAAAGAAACAGCCGAACUUCUUAUCUCUCAUGGUGCAAAUAUCAAUGAAAAAGAUAUGUUUAGACAAACUCCUCUUCAUAAUGCAGCAAGAAAUAAUAGUAAAGAAACAGCCGAACUUCUUAUCUCUCAUGGUGCAAAUAUCAAUGAAAAAGAUAUGUUUAGACAAACUCCUCUUCAUAAUGCAGCAAGAAAUAAUAGUAAAGAAACAGUCGAACUUCUUAUCUCUCAUGGUGCAAAUAUCAAUGAAAAAGAUAUGUUUAGACAAACUCCUCUUCAAUAUGCAACCAAAUAUGAUAGUAAAGAAACAGCCGAACUUCUUAUCUCUCAUGUUGCAAAUGAAAAUGAAAAUUUUUAA